AUGUCAGCACUCAACUUUACCAAUCUGCAUCCCAAAACCUUUCUCCUCCUUGGAAUUCCAGGACUGGAAACCGUUCAAAUCUGGAUCUCUAUCCACUUCUGUCUUGUGUAUAUGUUGGCCAUCCUGGGGAACUGCACCCUUCUGGUCAUCAUCAGGAAUGACCCUAGCCUGCAUGAGCCCAUGUACCUCUUCCUCUCCAUGCUUUCAGUGGCAGACUUGAUGAUCACCACCACCACACUGCCCAAAAUCCUUAGUCUCUUCUGGUUUAAUGAUAAAGAGAUAUAUCUUGAAGCUUGUCUUACUCAGAUAUUUCUUAUACACUCCCUGACCACCAUGGAGUCUGGCUUCUGUUUGGCUAUGGCAUUUGAUCGCUAUGUGGCCAUCUGUAACCCUCUUAGACAUUCAGCUAUUUUGACCAACGUAGUUAUCAGGAACCUAGGUUUGGCCAUUGUCAUUCGGGGAGUUAUUUUGCUGAGUCCUCAUCCCUUCAUGCUUAGAUGGCUUCCCUAUUGUAAGACCAACAUCAUCCCCCACACUUACUGUGAAUUCAUGGCACUGAUCAAACUUUCCUGUGCCCAGACUAAGGUCCACAGAGCCUACAGCCUCUCUAUUGCUUUCUUUACCGCAGGACUGGAUUUCAUUGUGAUUAUCUGUUCCUACGUCCUCAUUCUCAGUACUGUAUUUUGCCUACCCUCCAAGGAGGCUAGACUGAAAACCCUGGGCACCUGUGGCUCCCAUGUGUGGGUCAUUUUGACUUUUUAUACUCCUGCCUUUUUCUCCUUCCUCACUCAUAGGUUUGGUCAUCAUAUUGCUCCCCAUAUCCAUAUUUUUGUGGCCAACAUCUACCUUCUUAUCCCACCCAUGGUGAACCCUAUCAUUUAUGGUGUCAAAACCAAAAGGAUAUCUGAUUUUAUCCUCACAAUAACCCUGAGA
Messenger RNA from Vombatus ursinus (common wombat), 933 nucleotides. Its product is annotated as olfactory receptor 52K2-like. The record is from RefSeq and is a predicted model, not a curated record. The annotation marks the transcript as partial. Gene Ontology annotation, cellular component: membrane. The transcript is spliced from 2 exons. NCBI's taxonomy places the organism in Eukaryota, Metazoa, Chordata, Mammalia, Diprotodontia, Vombatidae. Gene Ontology annotation, molecular function: olfactory receptor activity; G protein-coupled receptor activity. Gene Ontology annotation, biological process: G protein-coupled receptor signaling pathway.